Molecule: messenger RNA, 1234 nt
Organism: Cajanus cajan (pigeon pea)
Lineage: Eukaryota; Viridiplantae; Streptophyta; Magnoliopsida; Fabales; Fabaceae
Source: RefSeq, a predicted model, not a curated record
ACUACACAUUCCCAAAUCUAUCCAAUGUGGGACUAAUUUGGCCACAUCAAAAAAAACUUAUUCGAUGUGGGACUAAAUUUGCCACACCAUAUUCAACAGCAGCAACAUUCCAAGUCCAAGGGAAAAGUGCAAGAAAGCAAAAGCAUGAUUGACUUGAUGGAGUGCAAGACUGAGAAGAUUUGCACUGGCAGGGAUAGUGCAAAAUCCAUAAGAGAUAAGCGAAAGAGUGAAGAUGAGAAAGCUAUUCCGGGGUGGCUCUCAAACGAAGUCACAAGAUUGAGUUCGUUAAGGGAUGUUGAUCAAGCAUCAGAAACCAUGUCAAUGAUCAAGAAAGCCCGCGUAUCAGUUCGAGCAACAACAGAUUAUCCUAUGAUUUCAGAUGGUUGUCAAUGGAGAAAGUAUGGUCAGAAGAUAGCAAAAGGGAAUCCGUGUCCGCGAGCUUAUUAUCGUUGCUCAAUGGGGACAGGUUGUCCAGUAAGGAAACAAGUACAAAGAUGUGCUGAAGAUCAAAGUGUGUUGAUCACAACAUAUGAAGGGCAACAUAAUCAUGUACUCCCUCUCAGUGCCAAGGCAAUGGCAUCCACCACAUCUUCAGCUGCAUCAAUGCUUCUUUCAGGAUCGAUGCCAAGCUCAGAUGGCCUUAUACACCCAAACAUAUUACAAAGUGCAACACUUCCAUUUUCACAAAACCUAGCCACCCUCUCAACUUCAGCACCAUUUCCAACUAUUACUUUGGAUCUCACUCAAAGUGCUACCACUAAUUCCUCACAAGGGGCACCACAGAAGUUUCUUGACCAAACUAAGCUUUUCAACUUACAUGGGUAUCAAGGAACAAAAACGGCUUCAUUUAUGGACAUGGUAAAUGCAGCAACAUCUGCUAUCACUUCUGACCCGAAAUUUAGUGUAGCUCUUAUGGCUGCCAUAACAUCUAUUAUUGGAAGUUCACACUCAAACAAUAUUAACGGUGCAAGUGGAGAUCCAACGUUUCAAUAACACACAAGACUAUAUGUGCAGAAGGGUCUAGACUCAAGGAUAAAUGAAGAAAGAAAUUUUAGGGAAGGCAAUUCUAUUAUGGCAUCGAAGUGAUAAGGUGGUUUGGUGGCGAAGGGGGUGGUCCUGGGGCUGGAGGAAUAAGGAUGGUCGGAGGUUUCGAACCCCCCUGCAACCCAACUAACAUAACUUACUAAUUACUAACAUUUGCCGAUCCAAAAAAAAAAAAAAAAAUUCUAUUAUG